Ectocarpus sp. CCAP 1310/34 is the source of this 2145-nucleotide messenger RNA. NCBI's taxonomy places the organism in Eukaryota, Phaeophyceae, Ectocarpales, Ectocarpaceae. The record is from the annotation of a GenBank genome assembly.
AUGCGCGGGACGCAAAACACGACACGAAAAACAGACCUGACGGUCUUCACGGCUUGGGCCGCCCGUGCACGCUUCGGUGUGAGACCGGAGAUCGGUGGUACUCCCGCUACUGGCAUUGCCAAUGAGGAGGGCGGUGAGGAUAUUGCAUCGUCGUCAGACCGCGGCGGCGAAGACGAUGACAUGAUGAUUGACGACGGCGGUGAUUUCGGCGGAGAUGAUGCGGAUGGUAACAGCGGCGGGAUUGAUGUAGAAGUCGACGCUGGUGGAACUGUUGGUGAAAGCCGCAUUGGCGCAGCAUCUGGCCUGGCGGGGGGCGACGACGAGGGUUUCGGCAAGGGAGGACUUGCCCACCAUCACGAGGAUGACAUGUCCUCCGCCGGCGACGGCUCACCAUCCCUGGAGGGUGUCGAGGUUGAGGGAAACGACCCUGGUUACGAGAGCAUUGAGUCUUGGGCCGGCACACGAGAGGAUGUCGGGGCGGGGGUAGAUACCGAGGAUGACGAAGACAGGGGCUCAUCGGGCGACGAGCGCAACGACGACGACGACGAUGACGGAGCGGGACGUGAUGGAAAGGACCAUGCCGGCGCAGGACACAGCAUGGAUACCGCGGCCCCCCAUAAACAGGCGAGUAUUUCGGAGCGUUCUUCUGGUGGCGGAUCGUCCUCGGGAGCUGAACACGGCCAGCCACCGCCUCAGGAUGACCCGAGAUGGAUGUCCAACAUUAACAGGGUUUUCGCACGAUUGAGAGCGGAGUUUCCGAUUGAGAGCGAGAACCAAAAAAAAUCGAAAUUCGGGUCCAGACGCCUCCCGUCAUUUCUCGGGAAGCAGGGGACGGGCUCUUCCAAAAAGCGGCGCAAAUUGAAGCUCUCUUCAGCAGCUUCGCGUGCAUAUGCGUGUCACUGCGAUCGGCUGCAGCAGCGAGGAGCUACGAACGUUGCUAGAUUUCCCCAGAUUGGCUAUUCCUGCCCGAAACUGUUUCAGGGCGCCGUCACCUGGCGCGGCACACGGGCUCAGGAGUGGCGACCGUUCAAAUCUCUGACAGAAAUUUUGCUGUUCGUGUUCGGCGUCAAGCAUCAACUAUCGCGGACGGGAAUGACGGAUUUGUUCGACAUCUUGACGUUCGUCGAUGGGCAGCCGGGUGACGGGGCCGGGGAGGGGAGAGGGUUCGACACCGCUGACGUCCCCGAGAUCGGCCAAAAGUUCGUUUCUCGGAUGCCCGAGUUCCUCCCUCUCUUUGAAGUUUGGGUGCGCGAUGUCGUGGCCAAACCCGACAAGAAAAAGAGUGGUGCUCGAACCACAGCGAAGGUGUAUGACAUCCCCAUUACACAGGUCCUCGAUUUCAUGCUGAAGUCGAGAUCUCACAUGGAGGAGAUAUUUGCCAACCCUGGCGGCGCGGUGGUGGGAAAAGAAGAGGGACAGAAGCUUGGGUUAGCGGGCGAGCAUCUUUUUCCACUCCCGACACGUCCUGCCCGUAACGCUAGGCGCAACAACAUGCACGGCACCUUGGUACAACGCAUACCACAGCACAACUUCGAUGAUUUCCUCGCUCAGGCUCGCACAAAGGUGUACGUAGGAGAUGUCGUCAUGUGUGACUUGCGAGAUGAAGGCUCGCCGGACUCGCUUCAGACGCCCUGCCGAAUAACAGCGACGUUCUUCGUUGAAAAGAGUAGGCGACUGGUGGUCACCGUGCGACUUUUCCGGGAUGCUCAUGAAGUGCUCGGAGUGGCCCACGACGACCCUGCUUUUGUGCAGGAUGGGGUGGUUCGAGUUUGGGAACAGGUGGGAGAUGCAUCUGAGACCGAUCUUCGCGACAUCACGCAGGUGCUUGACCGGGUAGAAGUNAACGUCACGCAGGUGCUUGACCAGGUAGAAGAUUUCACCCGAGCGGAGUUGCGGGAUGGUGCACACCUUCGCCCGUGGAUAGGGGCGGGUACACGGCGGGAGGGAUGGACGUUUGUGGGAGAGGGCUUUGUCACGCGUCGUGGACACCGCUUCGUGAGAAGACGGGAUCCGUUCAAGGAGGGCGGAUGGCGUCGAGAGGGCAGCGAAGAAGAGAAUUACCCAGACAUAAGGAGCGCUGAUGUUUGUGGUGUCGGCGCGUGUGCUAUGUUAUCACGCUCGCGGGCUCUUGUCGAGAGCGUUUGA